AUGAACUUCGUGACGGCACCUCUGCUGGCAAACCUAUUUCUGCUUGCCAUUUCCGCCAUCGGUCGACAAGAAGUAUAUGACGGUACGGUUGGUGCCGAUAAUAUCUCGCCGAUCGACAUAAUGGCGUUCUUCUUGAGCUUGGCCUACAUCGCGAUCUCAAUCGAUGCUUCCGGCUUGAUCAGGUGGCUGGCUCUAAAAGCGCUCGAAAAGGGCGGCAAGAAUGGGCAUGCGCUGUUUCUCUACCUCUAUGCCUUCUUUCUCAGUUUAGGCAGUUUUAUCGGCAACGACCCAAUCAUCUUAUCUGGCACAGCAUUCUUGGCUUACAUGACUCGAGUGUCAGAGAACAUAUACAAUCCGAGGGCAUGGAUUCACACGCAAUUCACCGUGGCGAAUGUUGUCUCGGCGCUCCUUGUCUCUUCCAAUCCCACUAAUCUCGUGCUCGCAGGAGCCUUCAAUAUCAAGUUCGUACACUAUACGGCAAACAUGAUCGUCCCUGUCGCCAUCACCGCUAUCAUUCUGUUCCCGUUUCUACGUUAUGUCGUCUUUUCCGGAAAGGAUGAAGUGGACAAGAAGGAUUUCAUCCCAUACUCAAUUGCACUCAAGGAAUUGCCACCAGCAAUUAUGAAAUUGAAGCCUGCAAAUCCGAACAUCACGCAUGGAAAGAGUGGGAAAGAGGAAGAACAUGACAAGAAGGCCAACAAUGAGAGUGGGAAGCUUCGGAUGGCUGAGGAGAUCAUGAAUCCUUAUCUCGACAGGACGAGCGCAACAGUCGGGGCGAUCAUAAUGUCAGUGACGCUUGUCACCAUCUUGGUGCUCAAUGCCGUCAGUCAGAGCACUGGGGAACAUCCCGUCUACUGGGUGACGGUGCCAGCAGCCUUCGUCAUGUUCUCCUGGGAUGUCAUCUACGGAUGGUUGAAGCGGGAUAGUUGGCGGCAGGGCUUCCAGAACUACCAAGAAGAGCUUGAUAGGAUCGAACAAGAAGAAUUAGGAAGACUGGCACCAGAGCAAAUGCAGCCGACUCAGAUGGGCGAAUCUGACCCAGGUUCUCUUGCACCGAGUCAUUCCGAAAACGGUGCUGAGUAUCACGUCUGGGGAGGGCGUGGUAGAGACGAGAUUGUGGCAUUGACUGAUUAUGCAAUCGUCACCGAAUCACGACAGCGACCCGCUUUAAUUCCUGUGCAUAUGGCCUGCGACAUGGCCGAGCAUGCACCAGCGCGGCUAUUUGAGAGCCCUCCACUGUCGCCGGUUUCGAUGGUCGCCAGACACCACAGUGAACCAAAACGUUCUGAUGCUCCUAGCAUAACAACGACACCAUCGAAGGUUGAUAAGAAUUUCUCAGCAAGCCGUUCUGCGAGUGCACGACCAGUGGUCGAAAAACCGAGCAUCAAAACCAACUUCACGAUGGACGAAAAAAGGGACAGGUCCGCUGAUGAUUCCUCGAAUGAUUUCGAGUCUCGGCAGAUUUCUGGCCCGACAACUCUGCAAAACCUGAUACAAAAAGCAUUCAAGUGGUUGCAGGAGCGAUUUCCAACAGUUAUGGUCGUGAUCGCAAACCUGCCAUUUCCGCUUGUGCCGUUCGCGCUGUCUAUGUUCGCCCUCGUGCAGGGACUUGUCACCAAAGGCUGGGUUCCAGUCUUCGCUUACGGAUGGGACCACUGGGUGGACAAAACAGGCACUGUUGGCGCCAUUGGCGGCAUGGGUUUUCUCUCUGUGAUCUUGUGCAAUGUAAGUACUACUCCAUUGGAAAUGCAUAAUUCGGAGCAAUCUCGGAGAGACAGUAACUCACGUGCAUCACAACUCCAGUUCGCCGGCACCAAUAUUGGUAGCGCCAUUCUCCUUUCUCGUGUGGUGCAAGCAUGGCAGGAGAUUCACCGCCAAAAUGGCAUCCCGAUAUCAGAUAGGACUUUUUGGGCUACCGUGUAUAGCUUGGCACUUGGCGUCAAUUUCGGUGCUUUCAGUGCGGCCUUCAGCGCCUCUCUUGCCGGCUUGCUGUGGAGGGACAUUCUGCAACGCAAGUACAUUGAGGUCAAGCCUCUAGAAUUUGCAAAGGUCAAUCUGCCAAUCAUCUCGAUGGCAAUGGCUGUCGGCUGCGCUAUUCUCGUCGCCGAAGUCUAUAUUGUUAGAGACAAUUUGCCGUAUGAUGCAUGA
Molecule: messenger RNA, 2148 nt
Organism: Exophiala xenobiotica
Lineage: Eukaryota; Fungi; Ascomycota; Eurotiomycetes; Chaetothyriales; Herpotrichiellaceae
Exons: 1
Coding region: 1-2148 (715 amino acids)
Biological process (GO): transmembrane transport
Cellular component (GO): membrane
Source: RefSeq, a predicted model, not a curated record